CUAACACCAACCGGGGCAGCGUUGCCCUUGGAUACGGACCUCCAGGGCGAUUCACCCAGUGACAAUCAGCCUCAUGGGCAAGUGGAGGCCGGUCGCUUUCAGAUCAGCCCCACGCGGCAACUGCAGAGCGCCAGUGUCGGCUGGUACGUUGUCUCCAACCUCACAGUCUUGACGGUUCGACGUGCGAUGAAUGCCCGACGUUUUGAGUGCAUCGUCUCCUACGGCGAUCAACAUGGCACACUUCGUCGGCAGAAUGUACUGGAGGUCUUGUAGAGAAAUAUGACCCAUUCUCGAGAUCCGGCUGCUGUAAGAUUGUUUGCUCAUGUGCUCGAUCUUAUGUUGGUGAGACUUGCCGAUCUAUUUGACAAAGAUUGGGAUAACACACAAAUGCUUGCAAAGGUAGCUGGAUCCAACGCCCGUGGUGUCUUGGCCAACGGGUACACUUGCAGACACUUGAAAGUGGUGGAAUUGGCCUCUCCCGGAGCGGUGUUGGAGAGCUCGAUUCUUUUUCGUGGCUGCACUUGGGUCUGUUGUGGCCACGUCAAGUGCUUAAACUACCGAAGCAGCCCAGGCAAUCGAGGCAAGUUAGAAGAAGCUGCACCAAAUAGGCGGCACAUGAUUACGCCUUUUGGCCAAUUCAAGGGCACAUGCUUGGCUUGGCCCGUGCUGUCCUUCAUUUGGUCUUCGGCUGAAGCGUGA
Messenger RNA from Protopolystoma xenopodis, 699 nucleotides. The record is from the annotation of a GenBank genome assembly. Lineage: Eukaryota; Metazoa; Platyhelminthes; Monogenea; Polystomatidea; Polystomatidae.